Diaporthe amygdali is the source of this 2112-nucleotide messenger RNA. RefSeq names its product tRNA (Cytosine-5-)-methyltransferase NCL1. The record is from RefSeq and is a predicted model, not a curated record. The transcript has 2 exons. Gene Ontology annotation, molecular function: RNA binding; rRNA (cytosine-C5-)-methyltransferase activity. Lineage: Eukaryota; Fungi; Ascomycota; Sordariomycetes; Diaporthales; Diaporthaceae. The coding region runs from base 1 to 2112 and encodes 703 amino acids. Gene Ontology annotation, cellular component: nucleolus. Gene Ontology annotation, biological process: maturation of LSU-rRNA; rRNA base methylation.
AUGGGUACCGGUCGUCGCAUGAAGAAGCAGGGCCCUCCUGAGCGCCUGUCUGAAGAGCAUUUUGCGAAAUUGAAGCGGAAGAAGGGUCUCCCAGUCGACACCCCAGAGGAGGCUCCAGCCAAGAAGAGGAGAACGAACAAGGCCGACUCUGCGCCAAAAUCAAACGGGACGAAGAAGGCUGCCCCGGCAGCGAAGGCUUCUGCCAGACAACAGAACGGUUCCAAGCCCAACAGCAGGCAAUCCUCCAGGUCAAAGAAGGCUUCCGUGCCGGAACCCGAGGGAUACUCUGAUAUCGAGAUUGACGACGAGUUUGGCGAUUCAGAUCUGGAAGGAAAGGACCUCUCAGACUCGGACGAUGACGAGCCUGCAAAGCUGGGAUCCGACUUCCUGGGAUCCGACUCUGGCGACUCGGUAUACGAUUCCGACAAUGAUAGGAAAAAGGAGGAGUUUGUCUUCUCCGAUGACGAGGGUGACUCAGACGCUGAGGCGCAAUUGACAGCUGCGAACAUCGAGGGCUUGUCGAGGAAGCUCGACAAACAAAUGGAAGAGGAGGCCGCCGAUGCACAAGCAGAAUUGGAGGAGGCUGCGCUGCAGACAAACAUCAGCGGCGACCCGCUGAAGGUGCUCGAUGAGGAGGAAGAGGAAUCCGACGCAAAGAAGAAGGCUAUCCUGGCACCCGACCUGCAGCUCCUCAGGAACAGGAUCACGGAAAAUAUUCGCGUACUCGAGGACUUUUCAAAGCUGGCCGAGGAAGGAAGGUCAAGGGCCGAGUACACCGCACAGCUGAUCAAGGACAUCUGCGCAUACUACGGCUACUCGGAGUAUAUGGCCGAGAAGCUCUUCCACCUCUUCAGCCCCUCGGAAGCCUUUGAUUUCUUCGAGGCCAACGAGAGCUCCAGGCCUAUGGUUAUCAGGACAAACACUCUGCGGACGAACCGUAGGGAUCUGGCUAGCGCUCUCAUCAACCGCGGUGUCACCCUCGAGCCCGUUGGAAAGUGGUCAAAGGUCGGCCUCCAAAUUUUCGAGAGCAACGUGCCCCUCGGAGCCACACCAGAAUACCUCGCAGGCCACUACAUCAUCCAAGCAGCGUCCUCUUUUCUCCCUGUCAUGGCUCUUGCACCCCAAGAGAACGAGCGCGUGCUCGAUAUGUCCGCGGCGCCAGGUGGUAAAACAACCCACAUGGCGGCACUGAUGCGUAACACAGGAUGCAUCUUUGCCAACGAUUUUAGCAAGUCCCGUGCUAAGGGUCUCAUCGGAAACAUUCACCGUCUGGGCUGCAGAAACGUCGUGGUGUGCAACUACGACGCACGGGAGUUCCCCAAGCCCAUCGGCGGCUUUGACCGCGUCCUGCUCGAUGCUCCCUGCACCGGCACGGGUGUCAUCGCUAAGGAUCCCAGCGUCAAGACCAAUAAGACGGAGAAGGACUUCAUGGCCAUUCCGCAUACUCAGAAGCAGCUGUUGCUGGCUGCCAUCGACUCAGUGAAUCACCACAGCAAGACGGGUGGUUAUAUUGUCUAUUCUACAUGUUCCGUUUCAGUAGAAGAGAACGAGCAAGUGGUCGCCUACGCUCUGGCCAAACGCCCCAACGUCAAGCUCGUCGACACCAACUUGCCGUUCGGGAACGAAGGGUUCGUGUCCUACCGCGGCAAGAAAUUCCACCCCUCUUUGAAGCUCACCCGCCGCUACUACCCGCACACGUACAAUGUGGACGGCUUCUUCGUCUCAAAAUUCAAGAAGAUCGGUCCCACGCCGGCCAACGCCGUGCUCGCGGACAGGAGCGGCACCGCCAAGGAGAGGGCCAACGGCGGCAAGCAGCCGCACCAGGACGAGGAGGACGAGGAGGUCAUCGACAAGACGCCCAUCGGUCACGAGGAGGGCGGAGAGGAAGAUGAUGAUUUUGGCGGGUUCGAUGACGAUGAGGAUGAGAAGAUCAUGGAGCGCGGAAAGAGGAACGCUAUGAGGAGGCGUGGCCUCGACCCAAAGGCGCUGAACAAGAAUAAGAACAAGGACAAGAAGGACGAGAGUGCGGGCACUGAUGCAGACGCUGCUCCUGCUGCGCCCGCCUCGACCAAGACCAAGGCUAAGUCCAAGCCGAAGAAGACGUCGAAGUAG